AUGGAUCGGAUCAGAGUGGAGAGCAGCGUUGUGACAACCCGGCUUGUGCAACAUCUCAACGUGGGGUGUGUGAUUGCGGUGCCCUUUCUUUACGACAGCAGCGACUCCGUGAUCUUUGCAUUCAUGUUGUUGGCCAACUGCUUCCUGUACGCCCUGCACUGGUCGGUUGCCACUGGACGAUUUCGCCCAUCAAUCGCAGGUCUCAGAGGUGUCUGGGUAUUAAACUACUCGCUUCUGGUUGUUGGUCAUUGGGUUGGUCCACAGUCGCACGAUGUCCACUCCUCGGCCCAUAUUAAAAUUCUGGAGGCUGCGCAGAUAGUCGGAAUCCUCGUUUUUGUGGACAGGCAGACCCACAUGGAUGGUCAACUAUUGUUGGCGCUCACGGAGGUGUGUCGUCACAUCGUGAACCGUGGUUGGGAGCGAACGGAAUUGUUUGCAACCAUCCAUGCCCAGGUUGUAUUCUCAGGGCUACUCAUUAUUGCUGCCAUCGUGUUUGAGAUUACUCUCCGCGGACGCGUCGCCGCGCAAUUUCAACGUGCAGAUGCUGAGACUUUGGUUUCCAGCUUCCGCACGCUGCUGCGAGGCAUUUGCGAUGCGGAGCUGCUGCUGAAUGACAGGCUUAAGAUUGAAGCGGGCACGGGUUUGAGUCGCAUUCUGCUGUCAGAGGAUGAGUGGGAAGGUGCCACGUUUCAGGACUUGUUGUCCGAAGACAGUGAGGAGCAGCAGCGUUUCCAAAAAUUCAUCUCAAAAGAAGAUGAUGAUCAGCAGACGGCUCCUGCAACUGCGCCGUGCCUCCGCGUGUCGUUUCGCACUGCGCAGCAGCAAAGGGUUGGUGUGGACCUGUACCACGUGCAAGUGCCGCACUUGUAUGGCUGCGCGGAUGCCUACCAUCUGCUUGCCCUGAAGAUAGAUCCGGAAACUAUUGUGCCAGAGGCAGUGCCAGCGCAGAUUCCUUCUGUCACCUUGGGGACUAUGAAUUCCACCGGCCGCCGUCCUCGCUCACGCGCAUCCUCCAUGGCAUCAAGCGCGGUCGAAGGAUCAAUGGUUCGUGGCUUGCCACACUUGAGUGAGCUCAUGCUCGUGGUGGAUGCAGAGCAACGUCACGAAGUAGUGCAAGUGCACGUGCAGUACAAGGAAAACCAACGACAAGAAGCCGGCAGGGAGGGCAACGCGAGAGAGGUCGACGCUCUGCCCACCUUGCGGCAGUUCGUGCGACCCACGGAGUGGCAGACAGUCUGCUCGCACGUUCGGCAGGUCGUCAACGGAGGGAAGUCGGGGAACACGGAGAAGUUCCGCUUGGGCAAGGUGUGGGUCAGGAUGAUGGACGAUCCUCGCAAGUACAUGCAGGCCCGCGAGUCCACACUGCACUUUAAGGACAGCGGAGCCGCAGGACAGGUUUGGAUGCAUCUGAGAUGUUUCCGGAGCCAUGAAGAGAGAAGCGGGAGAAGCGCGAGAAGUGCGAGAAGCGUCGGUCGAAGUGAGCUCGGUGACGUCGAGGAGCAUCCUGAAGAAGCUUGA
Molecule: messenger RNA, 1518 nt
Organism: Symbiodinium natans
Lineage: Eukaryota; Dinophyceae; Suessiales; Symbiodiniaceae
Source: the annotation of a GenBank genome assembly